Messenger RNA from Pyricularia oryzae 70-15, 1087 nucleotides. RefSeq lists its product as uncharacterized. The coding region runs from base 264 to 710 and encodes 148 amino acids. The transcript has a single exon. Lineage: Eukaryota; Fungi; Ascomycota; Sordariomycetes; Magnaporthales; Pyriculariaceae. The record is from RefSeq and is a predicted model, not a curated record.
GGCAAACAGGAAGCAGAGCAGAAAGAGUUUUGUAUAAAUAAACAAGAUUUGGCCAUCCAUCAGACACUUGAUCCAAAGCAAGACUUGCAGUUAAUUUAUUGUCUUUGAGGGAGAAAAAUAAAAAGGCAGGCUCACAAAAUACAACCUACCUACUCUUGGCAGCUCAAAAUCACCCGAUCUCACCUUACCUCACGUACCUAGGUGGGUACCUGGUAGUUACCUACCUUACCUACCUGAGGUAGGUACCUAUACACACAGUCUCCAUGGCAGACCAACUAAGCGAGGCCGAAGCCGCCAAUCUGGCAAGACACAGCGCUGAGGGCCAGCCCUUUCCCAGACUCCGCUACCCGAUAACCAACCCACUCACAUCGCCCUGGAACCUGCGCAUCACCGACGUUGACUACGCCAGGUUGAAAAUCGGCCACUGGAACACGGACGAAGUGGACGACAAUUGGUCAAUCCAUACCAAGGUGGACGACGCAGGCAACCUGAGGAGCGUGCACAUUGUGCGGAGCUUUACGAUGGAAUGGUAUAUCCUGAACCUAAGCUUGGGGGAGAACGGCGGCGCCGUCAUCGACUCCGUCACCUGGGAUGCGGAGCAACACCUGGGGCUCAAGGGCUACCCCGGCGCCUCGGAGCAAGCGAAGAAGGAGGCGGUGCAUUUUUGCAGGGGUUAUCUAAAGUGCAGGUUUGAAGGACUGCCCAUAUAACUUAUGGCAAGGAGAUUUAUGAUUAUCCGGGGUGUUAUCUGCGUAAAGAGGGCAAUGGGAAUGUGGACGAGUCGUGAUCAAAGGAAUGGUUCUUUGUUAAUUCGACUUUGAGAAUUUUCAAAGGAGGAAGCUUUGGAAAUAAAUAAACCUGCACGUCAAUAUGAGUAAAAGAUCCUCCCUACAGUGCUUAGCUGCCAAGCCAACCCCUGGGUACCUUAGUUCUCCCAUUGCACCCAAGACCUUAGCUAUAGUCACGCAUCAAUUACAACAUCACAGCUCUCUUCCUGCGCCAAACUUUAUCACAAUGAUCCUGCCAAAUACAAAUCACUUCAGAUUCUUAGAGGGGAAUGAUGUAAACCAAUUAAUCACCGGGGUGG